CUGAAAAAGAUCCGCUUCCCUCAGUAGCCUAAAACUGUUGCGUCUACCCGAAUAAUAAACUAAGUAUCAGUUUCUUUAUAUCGAUCAACUUUGAUUUGAGUUUUUAACAUAAGAGUGGAGUGUUCACUGAGAACAUGAGCAGUAACUGAUUGGAGCUCAAGACCCAUUUCUGCAAUUGAUUAACAUUUAAGAUAUGUUGGAAUUUCCACACAACGAAUUUUGCCUCCACUACUCCUCACAGCUGUAUGAAGACGCUCGGCCCGGUGAAGCAUUGAUCUCAUGCUCUGUAAUCUCUUUAUCUGUGCUGCUCAACCUGCGUCAGGGGGACAGACAGCUAAUCUCUAUGGGAACAUUGGGUAACACCGUUGCAUAACAUUUCAUCUCCACAAAAGCGAAGAGAUCAACCUUUUAGCUGCAAAACACAACCAUGUCUCUCACAGAGGUGUGCUUUGCUAAACCUGCAAACCAAAGCAUUCCGGUUAUACUGUACAUACUUUGGCUACAAAUACAUGUGCACAUUUGUCAUCAGUUGCUUCCUUUUGGCUUCUUUUUUGCCGCCCUGAACCGAUGUUGGCCAUUUUAAUGGAUUGGCACGGACCCAAAUUAAAACAGGAUUAGAGUUCAUGACACCACCUCAAUGCGUCAUCAGUGGAGGAGGAUAGGGUGAAGAUAGGAAGAAGGUGAGCUCUCACAGUAGGAGUGUUUUCCCUGUCCUUUGACUGUCCUUUGACUUACCUGAUGUCUCAAACAGACACGCCCCCCUCCCCUCCUGUGUUCUUGGCCAUCAGUGUGCAGUUAGUCUGUUCGAGAGGACAGAGAUGGAGACUAUGACGGCACCGUUUUGCUCAGUGUAUUCAACGAUUUUGCACAAACUGUCAGACUUCAGCAUAUGACCUUAUCUUCAGUCCGCUGCAGAAAUGCCUGGAAGUCAGUACAAGAUGACAGUCACCAAGCGCCACCACAGCCUCUACAGCCUGACGGACAGCUCCAGCGCCGGCGCCGGCCUAGAGGACGAGGAGGCCGACGGCCCGCCGCGCCUCACCCCCCUGCAGAAGCUCACCGCCGACAUGUGCAAGGACGACAAGACCAUCAAGGACCUGAUGAUUGGCCGCAGGGUGGGCUUCUACAAGGUCCGCGGGGAGAUCGGCUCUGGGACCUUCUCCCGGGUCAAACUGGCUUUCCACGCUCUGACUAAAGACAAAGUGGCACUGAAGAUCCUGGAUAAGACGCGGCUGGACAGUCAGUCCCAGCGUCUGCUCUCCAAGGAGAUCAGCAGCAUGGAGUGCCUGCAGCACCCCAACGUGGUGUGUCUGUACGAGGUGGUGGAGACGCCGAGUCGCCUUUACCUGGUGCUGGAGUACGCGGGCGGAGGGGACCUCUUCAACCAGAUAUUCACCCAGGGAAAACUGUCCGACAACGCCAGCAAGGUCACCUUCGCCCAGAUCCUUUCUGCCAUCAAAUAUUUGCACAACAACAGCAUCAUUCACCGGGACCUGAAGGCCGAGAACGUUCUGAUCAGCUGCAGCGGCUGCGUGAAGGUGGCCGACUUUGGAUUCAGCACGCGGCUCUCGAACUGCAACGACACCCUCGACACCUUCUGUGGCUCGCCGCCCUACGCCGCCCCAGAGCUCUUCAGGGACGAGUGCUACCUGGGGCCCCCGGUGGACGUGUGGGCCAUGGGGGUGCUGCUUUUCUUCAUGGUGACCGGAACUAUGCCGUUCCGCGCCGAGACCAUGGGCAAGCUGCGGCGCUGCAUCCUGGAGUGCGCCUACACUGUCCCUCCCUGGGUCCCCGGCCCCUGCCAGAGGCUCAUCAAGGGAAUCUUGAAGGCGGUCCCCGCUGAGCGCUACGCCGUCGACCAGAUGCUGGGCUGCGAUUGGCUCCUCCCCGUGGAGUUUCCCUGGUCGCUGGUGCCGCCCGAGCCGGCGAGCCCUCAGCAGAGCCUGCUGGACUCGGAGCGCGAGGACCUGGAGGAGGAGGUCCGGAGCUCGCUGGAGGAGCUCGGCUUCAGCGCGGCGCACCGGUGGAACGACGUGCCCAAAGGAAGCCGCAGCCCUGUCACCGGCGUUUAUCGGAUCCUGCUGCGCCGAGCCCAGAGGAGGAGGGGCAGCGACAGUCCCCCCGUGGUCCGGGGGAUGGUGAGGGACCCCAGGAGGGAGGGGCUCCGGGCCUACAGGGGCCUCAGACACACCUCCAAGUUUUGUGUGCUUUCAUGAAAGAGUGGUAGAGACGCUUCAGCACAGUUUUUAUACAGACUUUUUUUUUUUAUACAAACAUGAUAUUAGUGGCAAUAGGGAUUUUUUAUUUUACAUUUUUUAUUUUUUACAGGAAAGUAGUUUUAACUGAAACAUAUAUUUUUUACAAGUUUGUAGCAUUUCAUAAAUGUGUUUGACUUCCUUCAAUGCAACUUUUUGGGAUAACCUAAGGUAUACAGGUAUGUACUCUAUGUUAAAGUGCCUGAUGAAAUUAAACAAAAGUAAAAGUUGUGAAAGAA
Perca fluviatilis (European perch) is the source of this 2494-nucleotide messenger RNA. RefSeq names its product NIM1 serine/threonine protein kinase (gene nim1kb). Gene Ontology annotation, biological process: protein phosphorylation; intracellular signal transduction; microtubule cytoskeleton organization. The record is from RefSeq and is a predicted model, not a curated record. Bases 918 to 2216 code for a protein of 432 amino acids. The transcript is spliced from 4 exons. Lineage: Eukaryota; Metazoa; Chordata; Actinopteri; Perciformes; Percidae. Gene Ontology annotation, molecular function: tau-protein kinase activity; ATP binding; protein serine/threonine kinase activity. Gene Ontology annotation, cellular component: cytoplasm.